This is a messenger RNA of Fusarium mangiferae, 966 nucleotides long. RefSeq lists its product as uncharacterized. The record is from RefSeq and is a predicted model, not a curated record. Lineage: Eukaryota; Fungi; Ascomycota; Sordariomycetes; Hypocreales; Nectriaceae. Gene Ontology annotation, molecular function: hydrolase activity. Bases 1 to 966 code for a protein of 321 amino acids. The transcript has a single exon.
AUGACUCUUCAAUAUGACCCCGAAUUUUGGGCCGUCUUGAAGCCACUCGUUCACACACUGUCCAAGCGAGAGCCUCUUUGCCUGGAUAAUAUCAAGGCUGGAAGGGAGGCACGAGAAGCUGGAAUGAGGGUACUCUUCGAAAGGUUAGAUACCUUUCCAGACGUGGAUCAAACGUCUUAUCAAGUUGAAACUCCUGAUGGUUACACUAUAUCCGUUCUAGCUCUAACGCCAAGCGUUGCUCGAGCCGAUCUAGGGCCAUGUCUACUUCACUUCCAUGGAGGAGGAAUGAUCCUAGGAUCAGCCGAGAUUCAAGCAAAACCACUGGCACAGUUGGUCAGCAUGACAUCAGUGCCUGUGUUCAGCGUUAACUACCGGCUGGCCCCGGAGUUCAAGGGUACCAUUCCCGUCCAGGACGGCUACGCAGCUCUCCUCUGGCUACAUAGUAAAGCAAAGCAAUUCAAUAUCAACCCGAGCAGAAUCGGUGUAUUUGGCGAGAGCGCAGGCGGUGGCAUCGCUGCUGGUGUCGCGCUUAUGGCUCGAGAUAAAAGAUUAAAUCCGGGUCUGGCGAAACAGAUCCUCGUCUAUCCAAUGAUCGAUGACCGCAACAUAGUUGCCAAGGAAGCGAUGGAACCUCUUGCAUUUUGGAAGACUACAGAUAACGCAACGGCUUGGAGUGCGCUUCUGGGUGACGAGGCCGGGAAACCCGAAGCUUGCAUCUCCUAUUAUUCAGCUCCUGCUCGGGCUCCAAGUCUAGCUGGUCUUCCACCUACAUACAUCGAUGUUGGAGGCCUUGAUAUCUUCCUGCAAGAGAAUAUCAAAUACGCUACAAAACUACUGGCCGAGAACAUCCCUACGGAGCUACAUGUGUAUCCAGGCUUACCUCAUGGCUUCGAGAUGAUCGCACCUAACAUCACCGCUGCAAAAAAGGCCAACGAAAAUCGCUAUAGAGCUAUACUGGGUAUAUGA